Molecule: messenger RNA, 1638 nt
Organism: Neltuma alba
Lineage: Eukaryota; Viridiplantae; Streptophyta; Magnoliopsida; Fabales; Fabaceae
Product: O-acyltransferase WSD1
Exons: 7
Coding region: 17-1438 (473 amino acids)
Biological process (GO): triglyceride biosynthetic process
Cellular component (GO): plasma membrane
Molecular function (GO): diacylglycerol O-acyltransferase activity
Source: RefSeq, a predicted model, not a curated record
GUCAAAGGGCGAAGCUAUGAGUCCGGGGGCUCAGCUAUUUCAUGCCCCAACCUUAAACUGUUACGUCAUUGCUUCCAUCGGAGUCAAGACCAGAAUGAACCCUCAUGUUAUUAAAGAAGGUUUACGCCAUACUUUGCUUAAGCAUCCCAGGUUUACGAGCAAGCUGGUUAUGAAAGGAAGAAAGCCUUGGUGGAUUCCCACAACAGUGGACUUAGAGAAGCACGUGAUAGUGCCUGAAAUAGACCCCGACUUAGACUUCCCUGACCGAUUCGUUGAGGACUACACUUCCAACCUCACCAAAACUCCGUUAGAUUGGAGCAGGCCAAUGUGGGAACUUCACCUCCUCAACAUCAAAACCUCCAACUCACAAGGGCUAGGCAUUUUACGGAUUCAUCAUUCCCUUGGAGAUGGUGCCUCCCUCAUCUCUCUCCUUCUCUCUGCUACUCGCAAAACCUCCGACCCUCAAUCCUUACCAACCCUCCCCACCAAGAAAAGGGCCGUUAUGCCCCCACCCUCCCCUCCUUUUUCCUCUUUCUGUUCCUUCUUCUUGCCUAUUUUCUCUGGCCUAGCUCUGAUUUGGAACACCGUGGUGGAUAUGAUCAUGUUUUUUGCCACCAUUUUGUUCCUCAAAGACUCGCAGACUCCUCUCAAAGGUUUUCCUGGCGUCGAGCACACCACCAAGCGUUUCGUGCAUCGCCACGUUAGCUUGGAUGAUAUUAAGCUCGUCAAGACCGCCAUGAAUGUGACCAUCAAUGAUGUUUUACUGGGAAUCACACAAGCUGGUCUGGCUCGUUACUUGAAUCGGAUACAAGGUGUGGAUGCCACCGGCGGAGCCCCAGAGCAACCAAGACGAAACAAUAAGAUCAAAGACCCGAGGCUCAGGGCGGCCAUUCUUUUCAACGUUAGACCGACUGCAGGAAUCCAGGAACUAGCAGAUAUGAUGGCUGAGAAAUCAAAGGUGAAGUGGGGUAACUGGAUAGGAUACAUCAUCCUCCCAUUCGCAGUCGCUUUACAAGAUAAUCCCAUCAAAUAUGUUCGUCUGGCUAAGUCCACCAUCGACCGCAAGAAGCAUUCCCUCGAAGCUAUCUGCACAUUUGGCUGUGCCAAGUUGAUGCUCAAGCUAUUUGGCAUGAAGGUGGCUGCUGCUGUAACACAGAGAGUUCUGUAUAACACGACACUGACCUUCUCCAACGUUGUUGGUCCCGUGGAAGAAAUUAGCUUUUGUGGUCAUCCCGUGACAUUCCUUGCCCCUAGUGUGUAUGGUAACCCACAUGCACUGACCAUCCAUUUCCUGAGCUACGUGAAUCAGAUGACCAUCUCCAUGGCAGUGGAACCAAGCAUCAUUCCUGAUCCUCAAUUGCUGUGCGACGAUUUAGAAGCAUCGCUCAAGCACAUUACCGCUGUUGUCAAGAAAACGUUCAUUCCUGAUAUCGUCUGAAUUGUUUUCUGAGAGCCUCUUUUUAUUGCUUCGCCCAAAACAGAUUCCGUCCUUUUAUUUGUACCGACCUCGUUUAUGAACAGGCUACGUACUUGGCAUUUAUUGUGUUUAAUUGGUGUCAUCUACGAUUCCCAGUGUGCACUGCUAGUAACAGUAAGCUUUGAUGCCCAUGGUGGGUUCAGAUAUAAGUGAAAGAAAGU